CAGCGGUGCUGCGACUGCCGGCGGGCCGGCUGCAGGUGUUCUUUACUUUGCAGCUCUUAGUGGAACCUCGUCUGGAACUGGAGCUGUACCGAAAUCUGCCUGCUAGUUGUAGCAGCAGGCAAAGGAACCAGCGCGGCGCCCUGUUGUGUUACAGGCAUAAGGAACAGAAAACAACUGGCGUGGCAAUCAAAAGAUGGAAAAUAACAUAACAACCAUUUCUCGUGAGGAACUGGAAGAACUAAAAGAAGCAUUCAAUAAAAUAGAUAUUGAUAACAGUGGAUAUGUCAGUGAUUAUGAGCUUCAAGACCUUUUCAAAGAAGCAAGCCUUCCCCUACCUGGUUAUAAAGUUCGAGAAAUUGUAGAAAAAAUCAUAGCAGUGACUGAUAACAACAAGGAUGGCAAAAUCAACUUUGAAGAAUUUGUAUCAGUUAUUCAAGAACUGAAAAGUAAAGAUAUUAGCAAGUCAUUCCGAAAAUCCAUAAACAAAAAAAAGGGAAUUACUGCAAUUGGAGGAACAUCACCAAUUUCUAGUGAGGGGACCCAACAUUCUUACUCAGAGGAAGAAAAAGUUGCUUUUGUUAAUUGGAUAAACAAAACUCUUCAUGAUGACCCAGACUGUAAGCAUCUUCUCCCCAUGGAUCCAACCGAUGACAGCCUUUUUAAGUCACUUGCUGAUGGCAUCCUUCUUUGCAAAAUGAUUAACUUAUCCCAGCCAGAUACAAUUGAUGAGAGAGCUAUUAAUAAGAAGAAGCUUACCCCUUUCACUAUAUCUGAAAACCUAGAUCUUGCACUGAAUUCUGCAUCAGCUAUUGGCUGUACAGUAGUAAAUAUUGGGUCACAAGACCUAAAAGAUGGGAAACCACAUUUGGUGUUAGGACUGUUGUGGCAAAUUAUUAAAGUUGGGCUUUUUGCCGAUAUAGAAAUCUCCAGAAAUGAAGCUCUUAUUGGUUUGCUAAGUGAUGGGGAAGAAUUAGAGCAAUUAAUGAAACUGUCUCCAGAAGAACUCCUGCUGCGCUGGGUUAACUACCAUCUGGAUAAUGCUGGAUGGAAGAAAAUUAACAACUUUAGUCAAGACAUUAAGGACUCAAGAGCAUACUUCCAUUUGCUGAAUCAAAUUGCACCCAAAGGAGGAAACAAUGGAGAAACUGCCAUUGUCAUUGAUCUUUCAGGACUUGAUGAGCAAAAUGAUCUGAAGAGGGCUGAAUAUAUGCUUCAACAAGCAGACAAACUGGGCUGCAAACAGUUUGUGACUCCUACUGAUGUGAUUGCAGGCAACCCUAAACUUAACAUGGCCUUUGUUGCAAACCUCUUUAAUUCAUACCCUGCCCUGCACAAGCCUGAAAGCGCUUCUUAUGACGUCAGUUUACUAGAAGGAGAAAGCAAAGAAGAAAGAACAUUCCGAAACUGGAUGAAUUCUUUGGGUGUAACCCCUUACAUUAACCAUUUGUACAGUGACCUUGGUGAUGCUUUAGUAAUCUUUCAGCUCUAUGAAAUGAUUCGUGUACCAGUAGAAUGGAACCAUGUCAACAAACCACCGUAUCCUGCACUUGGAAGUAACAUGAAAAAGAUUGAAAAUUGUAACUAUGCAGUGGAACUGGGGAAGUCAAAGGCCAGAUUCUCAUUGGUUGGGAUUGGUGGACAGGACCUCAGUGAAGGCAACCCAACAUUGACCUUGGCAUUGGUGUGGCAGUUAAUGAGAAGAUACACUUUAAAUGUACUAUCGGACCUUGGUGAGGGAGAAAAAGUGAAUGAUGAUAUUAUUAUUAAAUGGGUGAAUCAAACUCUUGCAAAUGCAAAUAAGAGCACUUCAAUAACUAGCUUCAAGGACAAAUCCAUAAGCACUAGUUUACCUGUACUAGAUUUAAUAGAUGCCAUUGCACCAAAAGCAAUUCGUCCAGAAAUGGUCAAGAGGGAAAAUCUUUCUGAAAUAGACAAACUGAAUAAUGCUAAAUAUGCUAUUUCAGUUGCUCGGAAAAUUGGUGCUUGUAUAUACGCCCUACCAGAUGACUUGGUAGAAGUGAAGCCAAAAAUGGUUAUGACAGUGUUUGCUUGCUUAAUGGGAAGAGGACUGAACAAAAUAAAAUAAAGAUUUUGUUCUUAUGGUCUGCCAUGAUAAAUGCAAUGAAUGCCUCAUUGUUUACAGACUAAUGGAAUUUAGUAGCUGUAAAACAAAAUUUAUAUAAAUUAAUGUGGAGAUGUAUAGAUUAUUUAAAACAAUAGAUAAGUAUAUUUAAGGUUUCAUCUGAAAGGUUUCCUAUAUCAGUAAUUUGCGAGCUUGGAUUACUAAAGUAAUGCAGUAAUCAUAAUUAAGAUUGCUAUGUUAUAUAGCCUUUUUCAACAAAUAUGAUACAUGCUGUUUUCAUAGUGAACAAAAUGAUCAAGAUUCUAAAGUGCUAUUUUAAGAGCUGUGUUAAGAUUUUAUUUCAGUGUGUUAUUAAUGUGUAGCCCUGUACAUGAAAGACCUUGAAAGCAGUGGAGGCUAGUUUAUUAGGGCAAAUGGGGCACUGUUCCACUACCCUCAGCCAGUCCCCACCUGCCAGCCUUUUUACUUACAAAGAAAUCCAAGAGGCAGCACUACCCAUCAGCUUCUUCCUCCUGAGGCUCAGGGUUGCCCCUGUAGAACUCAGCAUGGGGACAAAUGUAGAAUUAGGUGACUCUACCUAUCAUUGGCCUCCCUGCCCUUCCAUUCACCAGUCCCGAAGGUCACCAGCCACGACUACUUGAAAGUAUGAAACUGAAAGGUCACUAUCCUUGCCUUAUUAUAAGUAUAAGCGACUGCUCAAACUCCUGUUGGUAUUUGGGCUACAAAUUAAGCCCUUCCAAUCUCAAGUAUUAUUUCCAGGGCUUAAGUCUCAUUGCACUGAAUGGGACUUAAUUCCGAGUAAAAAUUCUGAGGUUGAUUUAGGUGGCAAUCCUAACCCCUUUUACCUGGGAGUCAGCCCAAUUUAAUUUAGUUCGACUUAUGGCCGAAUGGCCAUGGUUAGGAUUGCACUGUUAGCUAGUAGGUUAAUCAGCUAAAGUUUUGUUGAUUAAUUGAUGGGCCACAUUUCAAUUGAAGAGGGUUAAUUGAGAUGCAAGGUAAGAUGAUGUUGGGUUUUUUAAAUGUCUGUUUUAGUUCUAAUUUAUUACUAUGUUUGGAAAUUAAAAGUACUAAACAUUGAUAAAUGCUGUAGCUGUAGCACAUCCUGUCCCUUGGCCUUGCUUAAUAUAUUAAGGUUGAGAUGCAAAACUGGGAGCUCCUUUAUCAAAAUUCCUCCCCUCUCUAGCACAGUUCCCCCCUUCCUCUGCUGGCCUUUUCCAUGGUUAUGUCAGAACCUCCUUUAUUAAGCAUGAUUAAUGCUAACUAGAGUUUGUAAUUAAUCAGGAUUUAGAAACUAGAGUUGAAAGAUGGCUUCACAAAAAGGCCAAUGCUGAUUGUAGGCCUUAAUCAUGGUUGCAAUUGGUGAGGGAAGGAUGAGGGGAAUUUGCUGUAGAGAGUAGUGUGAUGAUUCUUCAGCCCUUCUUCAAUCCAUUAAGCAUGGUCAAAGAAUGGGACCCCAAUACAUCUAUAGUGGUCCCUAAGUGGUAGAUUUUGUGUAUCAGAGUAUAGGUUAUUUUUACACAUCCUUCAGCAUUUAAAAUAUAUCUUUAUUAAGGUUAGGUUAGUCUGCAAAUUUUGUUAAAGUUAGGAAGCAACCCUAUGCCCAUUUUGCAACAAAGGGAUAAUAAGCUGAUAUAGUAUUCUGCUGGUAUAGUGGUGCUUCUGCCAUAUCCUAUAGUUACUUAGCCAGUGUAUCUUGAUUAUAGGAUUGUGCCUUUAGUCAAUUUAAAGGUAGCUGAUUAAAACAGCUAAUUUAAAAAAAAUGGUUUGAAAACUUGGUAAUAUAGAUGGCACUUCCUGUUUAUUUUUAAAUGAAUUGUUUUAAAUCUGUACAUCCCCUCUUGUAAAGAUUUUCUGUAGAGAUGCUUGUAAUAGCAAACAAUUUUUUAAAAAAUAAGUAAUUUGUUAAUUAAAGAAAAAUUAAGUGGUUAUGCUUUGUGUCAUAGAAUAAACUAAGUAAGCAGAAAUAUAACAAUGGCAAUAAGUAAAACAAAAAUCAUGUAUUAUCUAAACUGGAAUGUUAUGUUAAAGAGCAAUAAAGAGAGAUGGCAAGUCUAGUUUGGGGCCUCCUUCGCAUUUGAAGUGUUUUCUUACAAAGAUUUUUAAUGUGUGUACAUUUCUGAUUGCUGAUUUUUCAUAGAAAUAUUGGAUUAAUUCAACUACUUACUCCAGAUUAUAUAUACUUUUAAAGGUUCAUAUUGAGACUUCGGCUCUGUUCACAUUACUGAUUCAGAUUGUAACUGGUUUGUGGGGGAAACAGAUCAAAAUACAGUAGUUCAGAAGGAACAGCAGGAUAGGUAGGGAUUGUCCUAUGUACACUGCUUCCCAAACCAGAAGUGGGAGUGCAUUGGAUGCAGAGUAAAUAAUGGGAGUGUGCACACAGACCUUAAUCCAGUUUGUGAUCUGGCUUUACCCUUUCUGUAAAAAAUAUCUGUGUAUUCUCUGUUACUGAUUUUUCUUGAAAAAGUACUUUCAUUCAACAACUAGUCCCAGUAAAUACAUGGGCACAGACACACACACACACUUGUGAAACAU
Molecule: messenger RNA, 4615 nt
Organism: Rhineura floridana
Lineage: Eukaryota; Metazoa; Chordata; Lepidosauria; Squamata; Rhineuridae
Gene: PLS1
Product: plastin 1
Exons: 16
Coding region: 194-2086 (630 amino acids)
Biological process (GO): actin filament bundle assembly; actin filament network formation
Cellular component (GO): cytoplasm; actin filament bundle; actin filament
Molecular function (GO): calcium ion binding; actin filament binding
Source: RefSeq, a predicted model, not a curated record